This is a messenger RNA of Punctularia strigosozonata HHB-11173 SS5, 195 nucleotides long. RefSeq lists its product as uncharacterized. The record is from RefSeq and is a predicted model, not a curated record. The annotation marks the transcript as partial. Lineage: Eukaryota; Fungi; Basidiomycota; Agaricomycetes; Corticiales; Punctulariaceae. The transcript is spliced from 3 exons.
GGAUGCCCCACCAAGAUCUCUCAAGAGGGCGACGGAUCACCGCGGGUAUGCCCAAGGUGUAACAACGCUUCGGUCUUCCAAGCGAAGUCCAGGACAUGGUUCGAGAUCUGUUUCGUUCCCCUUGUUCCGAUGAAAUCGAAGCACAUCUGGCAAUGCGGGAUUUGUCACUGGAGCGUUCCCCUGCAGGACGGGUGA